Messenger RNA from Boeremia exigua, 1863 nucleotides. RefSeq names its product cytochrome P450. The transcript has 7 exons. Bases 158 to 1597 code for a protein of 479 amino acids. The record is from RefSeq and is a predicted model, not a curated record. Lineage: Eukaryota; Fungi; Ascomycota; Dothideomycetes; Pleosporales; Didymellaceae. Gene Ontology annotation, molecular function: heme binding; oxidoreductase activity, acting on paired donors, with incorporation or reduction of molecular oxygen; iron ion binding.
GUACGUCCGCAUAACGCCAUGUCCUUGGUACCAGAUGUCUCCUAUUAUUCUUGGGCUUUCGCAGCGUUUGGUAUUUACGUGAUCUUCAAACUCCUGCGCUUUGGUUCCCGCGAAGCCCAUCUCCCUCCCGGCCCACCAACAUACCCCAUUGUUGGAAAUGCUCAUCUCGCUGUUGACAAAGACCUCUAUAAACGACUGGAGCGAGCAAUAUGGAGAAGUCUUCGCUCUCAAGAUCGGGAAGGGCACGAUGAUAGUGCUGAACAGCAGACGCGCCGUUCACGACCUGAUAGACAAACGGAGCGCCAUCUAUUCCUCUAGGCCACAGGAUGAGCAGUAUCAUAUCGCACUGAAAGGUGAGAAUAUUGCCAAUAUGGAUGCAGACGCGGGCUGGCGGGCGCAACGCAAGAUCACUGCGCGCUUCUUUGCACCCGCGAAGCUGGAUGGCGAUCUGGCGAAGAUCUCAGAGGCAGAAGUCACGACCCUCAUGCGCGACUUGCUCGUUAAUCCUGAAGAUUUCAGCAAACACAUUGACCGAGCGACUGCCUCCUUCUCUUCUAUUGCAUUGUUUGGACAGCGUGCGAAAUCGCACGACGACUUCUGGGCAACAGGUGCCUACGAGGCUAUGGAAGCGGUCAAUGCAGCAUUAAGUCCAGGAACGUAUCUCCCAACUGAACAAUUUCCGAUCUUCAAAUGGGUACCUAAGAGCUGGCUUAGCUCGACCCUUCGUGCAGAGCAAGGUUUUAGUAUACCGACGAGGAUAUGGACAAAAGCCAGAGAGCAUGUUGAAGCGAGGCGCAAUCACGGUGACAAGCGAGAGUCGCUGAUGGACGAAUUACUAGAGGACGAGAGUAUCAAAGUUGAUACAGCGUUUAGUGGAACAAAGCUUGCAAACUUUGUCGGAGCACUGAUGCAAGCUGCUGCUGAAACCAGUGCACUCACCAUGCGUACGAGCAUCCUCUUUCUUGCCACGCACCCGUGGGUUCAAGACAAAGCCCAGAAAGAAUUAGAUGCUCUCUGCGGCGUGGAUAGGGUGCCUACCUUUGCCGACUUCAAGCAGCUGCCAUAUAUCAACUGCAUCAUGAAAGAAGGCCUGCGGAUACGCCCUGUAGUCCCCACAGGCAUACCCCAUCGAUGCACCGAAGACAACUGGUACGAGGGCAUGUUAAUCCCCGCAGACGCCACAGUAAUGAUUCCCCAGUGGGCCCUCAGCCACUCCCACUACUCUGACCCCUCUGCCUACAACCCCGACCGCUACCUUGCCCAUCCCGGCCUAGCAACCGAAUAUGCCUCCAGCUCCGACUACCUCAACCGCGACCACUACACCUACGGCGCCGGCCGCCGCAUCUGCGCCGGUAUUCACCUUGCGGAGCGCACGCAGUGGCGCAUGCUGGCGCGACUGCUGUGGGCUUUUCGUAUUGAGCAUGCGGUGGAUGAGGCGGGGGUACAGAUUAAGAUUGAUACGGAGGCGUACGAGGAGAAGUUGAUUACGGGACCGAAGCCGUUUCAGGUGCGGUUUAGGCCUAGGAGCGAACAGCAUGUGAGGGUUGUUGAGAGGGAGUUGGAGGCUGUUGGGGGUCUUUUGGAGAAGUGGGAGUAGGGACUCUAGGAUCUAGAAGCUGAAGAUCAAGCUUUUGCUUAUCUGCGCUUGUGCUCAUGUUGAGACUUUGCACAUCGCUGCGUCUUAGAUAGUGACGUUUCGCAGGUGACUGUUAGGGUACGGGGAUAGCGUGGACUGCAGUUCGAUUAUAGUUGUUCGCUAACACAUUGUUGUGGCUAUGUAACCACUGGGUAUCUCACUCUUUUGGCCGUAUUCUCUAUCUCGUAUGUAGGCGAACGCUCGAAGCCAGAUAUGGGCAGGAGUUA